This is a messenger RNA of Aspergillus welwitschiae, 333 nucleotides long. RefSeq names its product ubiquitin-conjugating enzyme/RWD-like protein. NCBI's taxonomy places the organism in Eukaryota, Fungi, Ascomycota, Eurotiomycetes, Eurotiales, Aspergillaceae. The transcript has a single exon. The coding region runs from base 29 to 286 and encodes 85 amino acids. The record is from RefSeq and is a predicted model, not a curated record.
CCCGGAUCUACCGCCGAUAUGCACUUUCAUGACGAAGAUCUGGCAUCCGAAUGUUGGCCCAUACGGGGAAGUUUGUUUGAAUAUCCUGCAAGAUGAGUGGAGCCAGGCACUUUCUGUGAGGACUGUUUUGUUAUCGAUUUCUGCUAUGUUGGGGGAUCCGGGAAUGGCAGUGGAAGGUGGUAAUGCUGUGUAUGGCUUUGCGAAUGUGGAGGCGGGGAGCAUGUGGAUGGGUAAUCCGGGAGUGUUUGAGAUGGCUGCGAGAGACUGGACGAGGAUGUAUGCCUAAGGAGGGAUUUGGGAGAUUGAUUCUUUGGUGGGUUGGCAUUGGUGUGG